Molecule: messenger RNA, 2903 nt
Organism: Equus quagga
Lineage: Eukaryota; Metazoa; Chordata; Mammalia; Perissodactyla; Equidae
Gene: ZNF7
Product: zinc finger protein 7
Exons: 6
Coding region: 646-2856 (736 amino acids)
Biological process (GO): regulation of transcription by RNA polymerase II
Molecular function (GO): DNA-binding transcription factor activity, RNA polymerase II-specific; RNA polymerase II cis-regulatory region sequence-specific DNA binding
Source: RefSeq, a predicted model, not a curated record
CAGCCUCGGGCCAGGCGGCCCACGUGCUCCUCGCCCGCGGGCAGAGUGGCUGCGGCCGGCCUCCGCGUCCUCCCGCCUCCGCCACUGCGGGCCCCGCGCUCCCGGCCUCUCCGUGGGAAGCGCGGAAGGCGCGGCGGCUUGGGGGGGACCGCGGGCGCCUGGCGGGGGAGGUGGUCGAUCCGCGCCGCGUGGCCCGCGGAGGCGGGAGGCGUUUGGCUGAAUCCCGCGGGCGCGGCCGCCACGCUGCCCGCGCGCCCCCCGCGGCCUCGCACCGGGUCUGGGCGGCUCCACGGGCUGCAGACGCUCCUUCCUGCUAACCGCCCCCUUCCAGGGCCUCUUCGUCCCUCAGUUACUGCCCCUGGCACAUCUAGACCUAGUGACGGUGGCGAAAAGGGCUGGGCCUUGGGCGGGGUAGGCUGUUUGCCUUCUCUGAGUUCCGGCUGCUGCUCAGGGGCUGCUCUUCUCUUCCAGGGACCCAGGGUCCGGCGCUGGAAGCUGCACUCCUGGCCAGGCCCAGACUGCUUCAUGAAGGCAGAGCCUUGUGCGUUGUUCACUGCUGCAUCCCCAUUGCUCAGUCAAGCACCUGCCACACGUGGCAGCCACCCCUUUCCUGUUUGUGGAGUGACACACCACACGCUCUGAAAGAUGAACAAAACUUCGAGGGGCAGAUACUCAAGUGCCGUAGCCACUUGGGUCCCACCUCAUGUCUCUGCCAGAGAACAUCUCGGGUUGGAGGUAUCUCGGCCAGGACAAGUGGAUGCCCGCCCACCGAGCCUCAUGGGGUCCCUGGGCUGCUGGUGUGUGUCCUUUCAGGAGGCCGUGACAUUUGGUGACGUGGCCGUGCACUUCUCGAGGGAGGAGUGGCAGUGUCUGGACCCCGGCCAGAGGGCCCUCUACAAGGAGGUGAUGCUGGAGAACCACAGCAGCGUGGCUGGGCUAGCAGGAUUCCUGGUCUUCAAGCCUGAGCUGAUCUCCCGGCUGGAGCAGGGGCAGGAGCCAUGGGUCCUCGACCUGCAGGGAGCAGAGGGGGACGAGGCAGCAAGGACCUCCCAGACAGAUUCCACGAUUAGGACUGACAGUGAGCAGGCCUCUGAGGACACUGGUGUUCUAAGUGCAGACUCCCAUGCAGAGAUGGUCAGGAUCCCCCCACAGGAUGUUUCUCCGCGUCCUAGCAUUGGAGACGCCUCUGAGUCUGAGGUCUGGUCAGAGCAUAAGCCAGGCUUCCUCUUCCAGAAAGACUGCUUGAACACAGGGUCUGUGGCCCCGAGAAAGGCCUCUGGCAAGGGGGGCGCCCAGGGCCAUGGCGAGCUGGGGAGCAGCGGUGGCCUGGGUUGUCAGCCCAGUGAGAGUCAGGGCAGUGCCAUGGAAGGCACGUCCCGAAGAUGCGAUGUGUGUGGCAGGAGCUUCAAAUCUACCCCUGAUGUUGCUCUGCGUCAGGGAAUUAGUUCACAGAAGAAACUUAGCAGAUGUCAGGAGUGCCAAAAAAAGUUAUCUGAUUGCUUACAGGGGAAACAUCAAGGUAACUGCCAUAGAGAGAAGCCAUAUGAAUGUGAGGAAUGUGGGAAAGUCUUCAGACUGUGCUCACAGCUUAAUCAGCACCAGAGAAUCCACACUGGAGAGAAACCAUUCAAGUGCAUUGAGUGUGGAAAAGCCUUUCGUCUGAGCUCAAAACUUAUUCAGCAUCAAAGAAUUCAUACUGGAGAGAAGCCAUACAGGUGCGAGGAGUGUGGAAAAGCCUUUGGUCAGAGCUCCAGCCUCAUCCACCAUCAGCGGGUGCACACGGGAGAGCGGCCCUAUGGCUGCCGGGAGUGUGGGAAGGCUUUCAGCCAGCAGUCUCAGCUGGUCCGACACCAACGGACCCACACUGGGGAAAGGCCCUACCCAUGCCGGGAAUGUGGGAAGGCCUUCAGCCAGAGCUCCACCCUCGCUCAGCACCAGCGGAUGCACGCCGGGGAGAAGCCUCCAGCCCCACGAGCCCCAGAAAGCCCCAGCCUUGUCGCCCCUCAGAGAAUCCUCGCUGCAGAGAAGCCAUUCAAGUGUGGUGAGUGUGGGAAGGCGUUCAGGUGGGUCUCUCGCCUCAGCCAGCAUCAGCUGACUCACACUGGAGAGAAACCUUACAAGUGCAACAAGUGUGCAAAAGCCUUUGGUUGUAGCUCACGGCUCAUUCGGCACCAGAGGACACACACUGGAGAAAAACCAUUUAAAUGUGAUGAGUGUGGGAAAGGCUUUGUCCAGGGCUCACACCUAAUUCAGCACCAGAGAAUUCACACAGGAGAGAAGCCCUACGAGUGCAGUGACUGUGGGAAAGCCUUCAGCCAGAGCUCCAGCCUCAUUUACCAUCAGAGGAUCCACAAGGGGGAGAAGCCCUACGAGUGCCUCGAAUGUGGGAAGGCCUUCAGCAUGAGCACACAGCUCACCAUACAUCAGAGGGUGCACACUGGGGAGCGGCCCUACAAGUGUGGCGAGUGUGGGAAAGCCUUCAGUCAGAACUCCACCCUCUUCCAGCACCAGAUAAUUCACGCUGGAGUGAAGCCCUAUGGAUGUAGCGAGUGCGGGAAAGCCUUCAGCCGGAGUUCGUAUCUUAUUGAGCACCAGAGAAUACACACUCGAGCCCAGUGGUAUCAUGAAUAUGGGAAUACCCUGGAAGGUUCUGCCCCCGUGAGCCGUAGAAAAGUUAAUACUGUAAAGAAACUGCAUAAAUGUAAUGAGUGUGAGAAAAUAUUCAGAUGGCGCUCGCAUCUAGUUAUACAUCAGAGGAUUCACACUGGAGAGAAACCUUAUAAAUGUAAUGAAUGUGGCAAAGCUUUUAAUCGGAGCUCAAGGCUGACUCAGCAUCAGAAAACUCACGUAGGAUAGACCUUUAUAAUGUGUAAAAAUGUGAAUAAACCUACAGCCUUAACUUA